Molecule: messenger RNA, 2045 nt
Organism: Ananas comosus (pineapple)
Lineage: Eukaryota; Viridiplantae; Streptophyta; Magnoliopsida; Poales; Bromeliaceae
Product: cytochrome P450 71A1-like
Exons: 2
Coding region: 9-1535 (508 amino acids)
Molecular function (GO): oxidoreductase activity, acting on paired donors, with incorporation or reduction of molecular oxygen; heme binding; iron ion binding
Source: RefSeq, a predicted model, not a curated record
UUGAAGCAAUGGCCCCAAUAAUACUACAAGUUGCACUAGGCCUCUCUCUAAUGGCCUCUCUCCUCCUCCUCCCUCUUUUCUACUUCCUUGUUAUCACCAAGAGAACUUCAUCUCACAAAACCAAGCUCCCCCCUUCCCCUCCUAAGCUUCCUCUCAUAGGAAACCUCCACCAACUCGGUUCGCUCCCUCAUCGCUCUCUCGCCUCUCUUUCGAAGAAGUAUGGCCCCCUCAUGCUUCUCCGAAUUGGCGAAAUCCCUACGCUUAUCGUCUCCUCGGCCGAUAUGGCGCUAGAGAUCAUGAGAACUCAUGACUUAAUCUUCGCGAACCGUCCUUUGUUGAAGAAUGCGGAGAUCCUCCUCUACAGUUGCAUGGACAUGGCCUUCUCGCCUUACGGCGAGCAUUGGAGGCAACUUAGAAAGCUUUGCACUCUCCACCUCUUAAGUACCAAAAGGGUGCAAUCUUAUCAACUAGCUAGAGAGGAAGAAGUAGCCUUCAUGGUCAAAAAUAUCACUCAAUGUUCUCUUCUUCACGCUCCGAUCGACAUGAGCGAAGUGCUAUUCUCUUUCGUGAACGAUAUCAUCUGUCGGUUGGUUUCAGGAAAGUUCCUUAGAGAAGGAGGGAGGAACCACUUUUUCCGCGAGGCAAUUGAGGAGUUUGUGAUUCUUCUCGGAGGGUUUCGAGUUGAGGAUUAUUUCCCUUCACUUGCAUGGCUUGAAGGGUGGUUUCUAGGGUUAAGUAAGAGGGCCAAAAGGGCUUUUAAGAGAUGGGAUGAUGUGCUUGACGAGGUGAUCAAGGAGCAUGAGAAUAGGGAUAAAAAGGAUGAUGGGGAAGAGGACUUUGUGGAUGUGUUACUAUCUCUUCAAAAAGAUCCUAACAUGGAUUUUGAGUUAAAGAAAGAGCACAUCAAGGCAAUCUUACUGGAUAUGUUUACUGCAGGAACAGAUACAUCAUACGUAGUCCUAGAAUGGGCCAUGGCAGAGCUUGUUCGAAAUCCCAACAUCAUGAAAAAGCUACAGGAUGAGGUGAGAGAGGUUACUACGAAAAGCGAAACAAUCAGCGAGAAGAAUCUGAACACGAUGACCUACUUAAAAGCCGUGAUCAAAGAAACCUUACGAUUGCACCCUCCAGCUCCACUACUGGUUCAGAAAGAAUCAACGAAAGAUUGCUACAUAAAAGACUACUUCAUUCCGAAAAACACGAGAGUUACCAUCAAUUAUUGGGCUAUUAGUAGAGACCCAAAAUAUUGGGACGCACCCGACGAAUUUCGUCCUGAGAGGUUUAUAAAUAGCUCGAUCGACUUCAGAGGUAAUGAUUUCCAGUUCAUUCCAUUCGGGGCGGGUCGGAGAGGUUGCCCUGGCAUGCAAUUUGCAAUGUCCACAGUCGAGCUCGCGUUGGCUAAUCUCGUGUAUGGGUUCGAGUGGGAGUUGGCCCGUGGCGCGACGAAAGAAGGGGAGCUGGAUAUGACUGAGGCUCCAGGAUUAACAAGCCGAAUGGAAAAAAAGCUUAUGCUUUUCGCUACACCGAUUUGCGCAUAAUGCCCAUUAAAUUGAGUUUACUAUGGUGCAUGAUAAUUGUUAUGCAAAAGAAUAAGGAUCGAGUUUAACCGAUCCAUAUAUAAUUGGCUCUAGUAUGAAAGUUUUUCUUUUUUUUAGCAAACUCAUUGCUGAUGUUGUACUAUUGGGCCGUGAUUGAUCGGGCCUGAUUUCGUAUCGGGCCCGAAAUAAAAGAUCCAGGGCUUUUCAUGGGGCUUAAAAAUAUUUAUUUUUAAACAAAAGGACUUGAUCAUAAAUAAUAAUAAAUAUUUUGGGACUUUUAACUGUGAGAAAGGUUCAGGCAACUUAGAUCCUUUUUGUUUUAGGCUGAAAUUUUUUUUUCCGGUGUGUUUGAUUCACAGGAAAAGUAUAUUUUUAAAAAAAAUUAGAGCACCUUUUUUUAAAAAAAAAGUUCGGGCCGGGCCGGAUCUUUCUGAAUUGAGCCCGGCCUUGCGAAAUCGCAAAAAGUCCAGCCCAUUAACAGCCCAAGGUAAAUAAAAGUUUCAACUGGUG